AGCUGAUAAAUUUUCACUAGAAAGGAAUUUAGAUGUUACAGAAAUAAUUUAUUUAAACAUGGAGAGUCCAGAGAGCACAGCUAAUUGAAUAAAUUGUCACAGCGUUUUGGAAGUUGCCGACAUUUAGCGAAUAGUUCCAAAGGUGGCAUUCUGCAAUUUACUGUAUGCGUGUGAGAAGAGACACUCGCAGUUUGCCGACAAUUACAAAAACAGUUUUUUUAUUAAUCAAAAGAUUUAAGAGAACUAAUGAAAUAUCAAAUUCGAUUGAUGGACAUAUUAUUUGAAGAUAGUAAAAGAUAUUAAAAUUAGAGGUAUUCAUGACCUUUGAAAUUUGAAUGAAAUAUAAACUUAAGAAAAGGGAUUUUCAUAAUGCUAUCAUUGACGGGUUAAGAAUAACUAAAUGCAUAGUCGGUUGAGUUACUCAAAGUCUAUCACUAAGCUGUAGGGGUCAUUAAAGCUCCUAUAUAACUGUGGUUUCGAGGUUAGGAUGAAAACCUAUACGAAUUACUCUCAAAUAUUAUCUGAUAAAGGACUAAGGAAAGAUUAAUCAUAAAUUCGUCAGUUAAAUUAGACUUCUUUUCAUCGAUUUUGUAGUGCUGAUACCAUUUGUCUUUGUUGCUUAACUGAGGAUACACAAUAUGUACAAAAUCAAUUUAUAAAGACUGGCGUGGUUUUUUUUGAAGAUGAGCCAGCCAGAAGUGUCUCCUUAUAAAGAGGAGCAAGAUAAUAGAAAUACAGACACUAAAAUUGGCUUUUUUGAAACAAAUGGGUGCUCUGAUAUCGGUGGUGCUUUUCCACCCAAUGAAGCCUGUGUUACAAUUCUUGAUGUUGUGUCUUUGGUGUUUUCGAUUGUUACACAUUUUCUUGAUAUGGGAUUAGAUAUCAAUCUGGCCAUUAGAUAUUAUCUUGAUGGCCAAAUUAUGUAUUUUGCUUGGACUCUUGCCUUUAUUAUAUUUCCAAACGUUGUCAUCACUAUCAUCAGUCUCAGAAUGCAGUAUCAGGAUCGUGAAAUGAUCCCAGAGAAUAGUAUUCAACGUAGGGAUAUUAUAGCAACAAGAGUAUUUGCUCAGCGCAGAUUAUACUGCGAAUUUCUUCUUCUGUGCCAAAUGACACCCGUGCUACACUAUUAUGACAGUUUAAUGUAUGCUCUAAGAUCUCGAAGUUAUAAAAAAAUGGGUAAUCGCAAAGGAGAGAGGUAUUAUUAUCUGAAAAUGCUUAAAGAGGACCAAGAUAUAGCACUAUUAAGAGUCUUUGAGUGUUUUCUUGAAGCAGCACCGCAACAAAUUUUGCAAAUUACUAUUUUCCUCAGGGCUCGUGAAGAGAGAUUUAGCUUUUCACUAUUACAUCAAGCUGCCAGUGUAAUAAGCUCUCUAAUAAGUAUGGGAUGGGCAAUGGCAAGUUAUCACCGAAAUAUCCGAUUGGCGCAGCUUGACAAAACAAAAAUUGAUAUAGUUGGAACCAUCCUCCAAUUUUUGUGGCACUUUUUCGUCACAGUAUCAAGAAUCAUAUCAGUGAGUGUAAUAGCCAGUGUGUGGCCAUUAUAUACAGCUAUUGGCUAUGCGCUACAUUGGAUUGCGAUGACAUCGUGGCUAGUCGCGGAGCCUUACGGAGUAACAGAAUUUUGUCGGAAUCGAAGUCACGCACCUCAUACUCCCCUUACAAUUAGAGCAAGAGUGGGUUCACUUUUGUUUGCCUGCGUACUUGGAAUAGUCUAUUUAUUUACGUACUUAAAUCCAACCGAGGGCCGAACAUUUCUUAGGCAUUUAUUUUAUUAUAUUGUGUGCUUAUUUGAAAAUGUUUUAGCUAGUAUGUUGUGGGCUUUCGUAUCGACGGAUGAGGCACGUGCACAUUGGUUUUUUAGAACUUUCGUAGCUCUUUGUAUUGUACCUUUCCUGUUUGGAAUUGCUGCCAUGAUUUCGUAUUAUAAAUGGUUUCAUCCUUCGACUAAACGAAAGACCACGACUACCAUAAUGCUCAAACCCAGCUGACAUGAUCAAUAAGAUAGCUGCACG
Molecule: messenger RNA, 2012 nt
Organism: Cephus cinctus (wheat stem sawfly)
Lineage: Eukaryota; Metazoa; Arthropoda; Insecta; Hymenoptera; Cephidae
Product: XK-related protein 6
Exons: 6
Coding region: 684-1988 (434 amino acids)
Biological process (GO): apoptotic process involved in development; engulfment of apoptotic cell; phosphatidylserine exposure on apoptotic cell surface
Cellular component (GO): plasma membrane
Source: RefSeq, a predicted model, not a curated record